Molecule: messenger RNA, 2374 nt
Organism: Colossoma macropomum (tambaqui)
Lineage: Eukaryota; Metazoa; Chordata; Actinopteri; Characiformes; Serrasalmidae
Product: C-type lection lectoxin-Enh3-like
Exons: 5
Coding region: 388-1065 (225 amino acids)
Source: RefSeq, a predicted model, not a curated record
UUCCUGUUCAAAUUAGAUAAGAAUGACAAAUGAGCCUGUAGGUUCACUGAAGCACUGCUGGACAGACAAAGCGCUACGAGACAGAAGAGUCACCAGGACUUCAGACAUGGACAAGAGUUUAUUUCUAGCACUGCUGAUCUCAGGUCUCUGUAGUGCAGCCUCAGCUCUCUCUCAGCAAUAUUACUUUGUGAAUGAGAGUAAGACUUGGUUGGAGGCUCAGAGCUACUGCAGAGAGAAGUACACUGACCUGGCUACUGUAGACAACAUGGAGGAGAUGAAGCAGCUGAUGGCAGCAGUAGAUCCUAAAUUUGUAGGAUCUUUGUGGAUUGGACUGAACAAGGCCCCCCGAGACGCUGGGGCUGGUCUUCAGGAGAGAUCCCACAAUACAUGAAUUGGAGAAGUCUGGAACCAGAUGGUGGAGACAGAGAUGGACUUUGUGCAGCAAAAUAUAAUCUUAGUGGAUGGAUUGAUGCUAAUUGCACAAAUCUUUGGGAAUUUGCUUGCUACAGCGAACCGACUAAACAAUUUAUCCGUGUUAGCAAACGAGCCAGUUGGAGAGAUGCUCAGGAUUAUUGCCGAAAGAACUACACUGACCUGGCCACCAUUCACAAUGAGGAGGAACAUCAGCACAUUUCAGAUCUUCUGGGCAGUGUAGGAUACGCAUGGAUAGGCCUUUUCUUCGACAACUGGAAAUGGUCUGACCGUCGAAGCACCUCAUUCCGCUACUGGAAGGAAGGACAACCCUGGAGCCCCACAGGCAACGCAAGCUGCGUCUCAAUGGUGACUGCUUGGAAUGGACAAUGGGAUGACGCACUGUGUGACGUAAAGACACGUUUCAUGUGUUACAAAGCACCGAGACAACGCAUAGUGAAACUGACAAUAACCUCGAAUGGAAUAAAGGAUCUGAAUGACCCUGCUGUGAAGACAGCCAUACUGAGUCAGAUUGAGAAAAAAUUGAGAACACAAGAAGCGGGUAAUGACGGCAUCCUGAGCUGGCGAGAGAAAAAUGAAAAGGUUUUCCAUUUGUACAAGAAGAGGAUGAUGGAGAACGACAAGUGUGUUUAAUGUACUCAUAUGUGUACAAGACGCAGGCAAUCCCAGUUUCCAGCUACCAAGCUUAAGAUACAAAUGAAAGCUCAGUCCAUCAUCAGAAGUCACCCCUUGUGAUGCUGAUAAAUACAUCAAUAGUAUACUUGAAAUGUAUACAGCGCACUAGGGGUGUUUUCAAAUUACAGUUUUUCCAAACCGCUUGCUCUGCGAGUUUGGUAUGUUUGGUCAAGUGUGCAAGCUGUUUUCAACCCUGGGAGUAGUCCAGAGGACCAAUCUCUGGUCCUCCUGAAAUGGGUGGUCUGGUUUGCUUCCAGCUAACUCUGGUGUGGUCCGCUAUGCGUGUGGAAGCUAUCCGCUUCUGGUGGCAUGUGUGGGGCUGUGUGAUUGGUUAAUUCAGAUGCUUCACAUCACUUCACUUUCUACGUUUUGUGAAAAAAGAUUGCUGUGGACAGCAGAGGGGACAGAAUGCCAUAUGACAGUGCCAUGUUAUCACUAUUAUGCAUCAGUGUAUGCCUAGUAAACCUAAUAAAACACUUUCCUAGGACUGGAGCAAGGUUGCUCUAAUAAGCUUACCUCUGCAGAGUGUUAAAGAGACAAAUGUGUGGUCAUUUCUAACAUUGCUGAAAUAUCAAAAAUAAGGGAAAAAAAACAGAAUGUGCCAGGCGAAUACCGGAGUGCACAUAUGUAGAUACCUUAGUGGCUCACUGCAUUCACCGCCUCAGAACAUUGCAACUGGGAAAGCUAAACCAUGAAGGCUAGCUAGAGAGAGAGACGGAGAAAACCAUCUAAAAGUGUAAGGGGGAGUAGGGGAGACCAGAAAGUUACUUCAACAAGACACAAAGAAAUAAAGAAAUGAAAGUACACUAUUUGUUUAGAUAUCAGAGUGAGAAACCACAGGGCCAAAGUGCAGAAGGUGCAAGUUAGUCAGUUCAUUCUGUCUACUUCACACUACCAGGUGACAAAGCGACAGGCAUCCGGUCAUUUCGUAUGGGAGGAUGUGAUUUGUACUCAUGAUUUAGUGACAAGUGGCAGAGCGACUUGAAAUUCUCAGUUUUAUACAAUAAACUAUGAUGCAGUGAAGUGACAAACUAACUGACUUGCUGAAACAAAAUCCUCAGAACAGUGGUAGACAUGUGAGUCUGAGGUCCCCAGCCACUGCUCCUUGAACAUUUUGUUCCCACAAAACUUCAUUCCUAUUUCCAUAAAAUUAUUGUGCAAAAUAUUGAAAAAAAAACUUCUAGACCAAUCUAGACCAAUGGUUCCCGAACUGUGGCAUGUGUGGAAGAAAUUUUUUAAUUAAAAAAGAAAACAGUAAGAGUCACGA